Molecule: messenger RNA, 3531 nt
Organism: Salvelinus fontinalis (brook trout)
Lineage: Eukaryota; Metazoa; Chordata; Actinopteri; Salmoniformes; Salmonidae
Product: protein numb homolog
Exons: 11
Coding region: 316-2985 (889 amino acids)
Molecular function (GO): cadherin binding
Source: RefSeq, a predicted model, not a curated record
UAUUCUGCGCUCUGUCACACUCAAGACAAGAGCGCUCUGAAAUCCGAGUAGAUAGCCGGAGUGAAUUUGGAAACCUUAAUAAACUUGGUUUUGGAUUUCUCCCUGACCAAGAUGGCUGCCAUUUUCGACCCAUAACAGAACUUUGAGAGUUUAUGACACAGCCGAUCGUAUGGUGAAACUAGAGCGCUUAGCAGGAUAGAGUUCAUUCCCAAUAACACUUCUCUGGAAUUUACAUUUAUAUCGGCCAGGUUCGAGAGAGAGGUGAUCGAAUUUGACUGACUUCUGGAUCGGGGCGCUGGUCACAGGUGGUCCAGGAUGAAUAAGCUACGGCAGAGUUUCCGGCGGAAGAAAGACGUGUACGUUCCUGAGUCCAGCCGACCGCACCAGUGGCAGACGGACGAGGAGGCGGUCCGCAGCGGAAAGUGCAGCUUCGCAGUCAAGUACCUGGGCCAUGUAGAGGUGGAGGAGUCCAGAGGAAUGCACAUCUGUGAGGGCGCAGUGAAGCGUCUCAAGACGGACAGGACAUUCUUCAAGGGCUUCUUUACAAAAGCAGGGAAGAAGGCAGUGAGAGCGGUGCUGUGGGUCUCAGCAGACGGUCUCCGUGUAGUAGAUGACAAAACUAAGGACCUGAUCCUAGACCAGACAAUAGAGAAAGUAUCGUUCUGCGCUCCGGACAGGAACUUUGAGAGAGCGUUCUCCUACAUCUGUAGAGAUGGAACUACUAGACGCUGGAUCUGCCACUGCUUCAUGGCUAUCAAGGACUCGGGAGAGCGUCUGAGCCACUCAGUGGGCUGUGCCUUCGCUGCCUGUCUGGAGAGGAAACAGAGGAGAGAGAAGGAGUGUGGUGUCACGGCAACCUUCGACUCCAACAGAACCACAUUCACCAGGGAGGGCUCGUUCCGAGUUACCACGGCGACGGAAGCCGCUGAGCGAGAGGAGGUCAUGAGGCAGUUACAGGACAAGAAAGCAGAGGGCGAUGUCAGGCCCUCCAUCGCUCUCUCCUCAGGCCCCAGCGAGGGUGUGGUGAACCAGGCUGUGGCCCCUCUACCAGGGCCACCGUCCCCCUCCUCCUCUCCUCCCCAGGGCCCCCAGGUUAUCCCCCGCAGACACGCCCCAGUGGAGGUCCUGGCCAGACAGGGUUCCUUCAGAGGGUUCCCUGCCCUCAACAAUAACUCUUCUCCCUUCAAACGCCAGCUGUCCCUCAGGAUGAACGAUCUGCCCUCUACCAUGCAGAGGAGUUCUGACUUCUCCAUGAAGAACACAGUCCCAGAGAUGGAGGGAGAGGGGGACAGCAUCAGCUCGUUGUGUACCCAGAUCGCCUCAGCCUUCAGUGGGCCUCCUGAAGACCCCUUCUCCCAGGCCCCCAUGCCCCGACCAACCUCCUCCCCACAGUCACCUGUAGCGCCCCCGGGGGCUCAGUCAGUAGGUCCUAACUCUCCAGCACUGCCCCCUCCACUUCCUGCCCGAGACACUAACCCCUGGGCCAAGACUCCUGGCCACGCAGGGCACCAUACACCCCCGACCUCGUCCUCAGCACACCCAGGAGGUGAUUGGACGACCCCAGUGAUAGUAGCUCCUCCCUCCGCCACAUCGUCUCCUUCUCACCACUCCCACCGCCGCACGCCGUCGGAGGCUGACCGCUGGCUCGAGGAGGUCACCAAGUCUGUCCGCACUCCGCAACUCGGGUCCACACCCCCCUCCCAACCGUUCCUCACCCCCAACCCCCCAGCCUUCUCCAUCCCCCCAAGCCAGGCUUUCAUUGUCCCCAUGCCUUCCACCCAGGCCUUCCCUGCCACACUACCCCCUAACCAGGCCUUCCCUGCCACACUACCCCCUAACCAGGCCUUCCCUGCCACACUACCCCCUAACCAGGCCUUCCCUGCUACACUACCCUCUAACCAGGCCUUCCCUGCCACACUACCCCCUAACCAGGCCUUCCCUGCUACACUACCCCCUAACCAGGCCUUCCCUGCCACACUACCCCCUAACCAGGCCUUCCCUGCUACACUACCCUCUAACCAGGCCUUCCCUGCCACACUACCCCCUAACCAGGCCUUCCCUGCUACACUACCCCCUAACCAGGCCUUCCCUGCCACACUACCCCCUAACCAGGCCUUCCCUGCUACACUACCCCCUAACCAGGCCUUCCCUGCUACACUACCCCCUAACCAGGCCUUCCCUGCUACACUACCCUCUAACCAGGCCUUCCCUGCUACACUACCCUCUAACCAGGCCUUCCCUGCUACACUACCCCCUAACCAGGCCUUCCCUGCUACACUACCCCCUAACCAGGCCUUCCCUGCUACACUACCCCCUAACCAGGCCUUCCCUGCUACACUACCCUCUAACCAGGCCUUCCCUGCUACACUACCCCCUUCCCAGGCCUUCUCCACACCCCCUUCCCAGGCCUUCUCCACACCCCCUUCCCAGGCGUUUGCUGUACCCACCCCCCCAACCCAGGAAGUUGCCUCUGUGGCCUUCAUGUCCUCCCUGCCCCCUGCGAUUCCCGUGCUGCCCCCUCGCCAGCCUGCCUACCACACCCAGGUCCCAGCCUCCUACCCCAUGUCCAACGGGCUGCCCUAUGGCCAUCCCAGUGUGCCCGUGAUGGGCAUCACACCCUCUCAGAUGGUGGCCAAUGUGUUUGGUUCAGCCACUCAGCCCCAGGCGUACCCCACCCCCCAGUAUGACCCUGUUCAGCACACUGUGUGUAUCCCCUUCAGUAACCCCCACCAGCAGCCCCUUCCCUUCCAGGCACCCAAUGGGAGUGUAGCCUUCAACGGGGGUGGGGCCGACAGCUGGGCCCCUCCCUCCCUGCCCCCGCCGUCCUCCCCGGCCCCUCCCCUGCCCCCGCAACCCCUGGCGACGGCCGAUCCCUUCGAGGCCAAGUGGGCCGCCCUGGAGAGCCGCUCCCGCCAGCGCACCACGCCGUCGCCCACUAACCCCUUCUCCUCCGAGCUGCACAAGACCUUUGAGAUCCAACUCUAGAGCCUGAGAAGCUAGGAGGAGGAGGUGGACUGAGGAGGAGGAGGAGGAGGUGGACUGGGACUGAGGAGGAGGAGGUGGACUGGGACUGAGGAGGAGGAGGUGGACUGGGACUGAGGAGGAGGAGGUGGACUGGGACUGAGGAGGAGGUGAUGGGGAGAGGAUACUUUUUUAAUGAAUUUGCAGGAUGGUGAGAGACGGAAGAGGAGCAGACUAGCCUUUCUCUCAGUCUCUACAUCCGCCUGGAUUGGCUUAGUGGAGGACCUGAGUGGAGGAGAUGGAUGGGUGGAGCUCUCAGCGGGGAUGAAGGAUGGAAACAGGAAGGAGACAUGGAUGGGUGGAGCUAUCAGCAGGGAUGAAGGAUGGAAACAGGAAGGAGACAUGGAGGUGCUGCUGCUUACCAGACAUUUAAUUUGUAUUGUGGGUUUAGUUGUGUUGUUGCUUUGGAUGACAUGGAAGUGGACAUGAUGACCCUGUGGAGUGGUAGAUCUGAGACCACACAGCCCCAACCCCCAGCCCCGACCCCCAGCCCCAGCCCCGAGCCCCAGC